AUGGAGCUGUCGAUAAACGAGACGGUAUUUUCGACUGAUGCACUUAUGGACAUGAACCAAACAACAAAUUAUCGUCCUGGUCCGGAGGUUGUGAUUGUCCCAGUGAUCUUUGGAUGUAUAUUUUUCUUGGGUAUAAUCGGAAACAGUUUGGUGAUGAUUGUAAUCGGGAGAAUAAAGUCAAGACGCUCAAGAAGUACCACCAACAUUUUUAUUCUUAACCUCAGUAUAGCUGACCUGUCUUUUCUCCUUUUUUGUGUCCCGUUUCAAGCAACAAUUUACUCUUUGCCUGAAUGGGUCUUCGGAGCUUUUCUGUGUAAAUUUGUACACUAUUUUGUUAAUGUGAGCAUGCUCGUGAGUAUCUUCACGCUCGUUGCCAUGUCCGUCGAUAGGUACAUCGCCGUUGUCCUCUCAAAGAAGUCCCCGUGUAUUCGCAAUCGCAGAAACGCUCUCAUCGGAGUUUGUGUUAUUUGGAUUCUUUCCUUUAUUUUUGCCGUUCCAGCGGUUAAGCUCCAUAAAUUAACACAUGAUCCACGUGCCCCGAAUAGUUCUUUUUGCUGGGAGGAAUGGAAUGAGAAAACGGCGAAACAAACAUACAAAGUGACUAUUUUAGUGAUUGGGUAUUUAUUACCAUUGGUUUUGAUCACAUGUUGUUAUACCAAGGUGUUGUACCAUCUUCAUAAAAAGAUAAAGAAUAUGUCCAAGAAAUCUGAGCGUUCAAAGAGGAAGACUGCUCAGACUGUGCUGUUAGUGGUGGCGGCUUUUCUCAUCUGCUGGAUGCCUCACCACAUCAUAGCCAUGUGGGUGGAGUUUGGCGUCUUCCCUUUGAACGAGGCGUCCUUCGUGUUCCGCAUCGUCGCACACUGCCUGGCCUACGGAAACUCCUGCGUCAACCCCAUCCUCUACGCCUUCCUCUCCGAGAACUUCCGCAAGGCCUGCCGACAAGUUUUCACCUGUCCUUUCUUCUACCCUCCUCCACCCGUGGAGAAGGUGGUACGCCUCCGCAUGGAGAACUUCUCCACCACGCACUCCACCACAAAUGUGUGA
Molecule: messenger RNA, 1044 nt
Organism: Chanos chanos (milkfish)
Lineage: Eukaryota; Metazoa; Chordata; Actinopteri; Gonorynchiformes; Chanidae
Gene: galr1b
Product: galanin receptor 1b
Exons: 3
Coding region: 1-1044 (347 amino acids)
Biological process (GO): negative regulation of adenylate cyclase activity; positive regulation of cytosolic calcium ion concentration; G protein-coupled receptor signaling pathway
Cellular component (GO): plasma membrane
Molecular function (GO): galanin receptor activity
Source: RefSeq, a predicted model, not a curated record